AUGCGUGAAUGUCUUUCAAUCCAUAUCGGCCAAGCUGGUGUUCAAAUUGGCAAUGCUUGUUGGGAAUUAUUCUGUCUUGAACAUGGAAUUCAACCUGAUGGACAAAUGCCAUCAGAUAAAACAAUUGGUGGUCAAAAUGAUUCAUUCAAUACUUUCUUUACAGAAACAGGAUCAGAUAAAUAUGUUCCUCGAGCUGUAUUUGUUGAUCUUGAACCAACCGUAAUUGAUGAAAUUCGAACUGGUACAUAUCGACAAUUAUAUCAUCCAGAACAAAUGAUUACGGGCAAGGAAGAUGCAGCAAAUAAUUAUGCUCGUGGACAUUAUACAGUUGGAAAAGAAAUAAUUGAUCUUGUUCUUGAUCGUCUACGAAAAAUGGCUGAUCAAUGUACUGGAUUACAAGGUUUCCUUGUUUUUCACUCAUUUGGAGGUGGAACUGGCUCGGGUUUUACUUCACUUUUGAUGGAACGAUUAUCCGUUGAUUAUGGAAAGAAAACCAAACUUGAAUUUGCAAUUUAUCCUGCUCCACAAAUUUCAACAGCUAUUGUCGAACCUUACAAUUCAAUUUUGACAACACAUACAACACUUGAACAUUCAGAUUGUGCAUUUAUGGUCGACAAUGAAGCACUUUAUGAUAUUUGCCGAAGAAAUUUAGACAUUGAAAGACCAACAUAUACAAAUCUAAAUCGAUUUCUUGCUCAAGUAGUUAGUUCAAUAACUGCUUCACUUCGAUUUGAUGGUGCUCUCAAUGUGGACUUAACUGAAUUUCAAACAAAUCUUGUUCCUUAUCCACGAAUUCAUUUUCCACUUGUUACAUAUGCACCAAUUAUUUCUGCUGAAAAAGCUUAUCAUGAGCAGUUAUCAGUAGCUGAAAUUACAAAUUCAGUAUUCGAACCAGGAAAUCAAAUGGUUAAAUGUGACCCACGACAUGGUAAAUACAUGGCUUGUUGUAUGUUAUAUCGUGGUGAUGUUGUUCCAAAAGAUGUCAAUGCAGCCAUUACAACAAUCAAAACAAAACGAACAAUUCAAUUUGUUGAUUGGUGUCCGACUGGAUUCAAAGUUGGUAUCAACUAUCAACCACCAACUGUUGUUCCUGGUAGUGAUCUUGCUAAAGUACAACGAGCUGUUUGUAUGCUUUCAAGUACAACAGCAAUUGCUGAAGCAUGGGCUCGACUUGAUCAUAAAUUCGAUUUAAUGUAUGCUAAACGAGCAUUUGUUCAUUGGUAUGUUGGUGAAGGUAUGGAAGAAGGAGAAUUCAGCGAAGCUCGAGAAGAUUUGGCCGCUUUGGAAAAAGAUUACGAAGAAGUUGGUGCUGAUAGUGUUGAAGGCGGCGAAGGAGAAAACGAUGGCGAAGAAUAUUAA
Adineta steineri is the source of this 1359-nucleotide messenger RNA. Lineage: Eukaryota; Metazoa; Rotifera; Eurotatoria; Adinetida; Adinetidae. The record is from the annotation of a GenBank genome assembly.